This is a messenger RNA of Labeo rohita (rohu), 24791 nucleotides long. RefSeq names its product A-kinase anchor protein 9. Gene Ontology annotation, biological process: mitotic sister chromatid cohesion. The coding region runs from base 1 to 24624 and encodes 8207 amino acids. Gene Ontology annotation, molecular function: cohesin loader activity; double-stranded DNA binding. The transcript is spliced from 3 exons. The record is from RefSeq and is a predicted model, not a curated record. Lineage: Eukaryota; Metazoa; Chordata; Actinopteri; Cypriniformes; Cyprinidae.
AUGGAUUAUGUAGGAAAAUAUCAGAUGAUCUUGACUAUGGAGGAGCUGGAUAAAGAGCGACAAGCUCUGGAAUAUUUGAAGGAAGACUUACUUGCACAAAAAACUAGAAUUGAGAGACAACUGGCAGAAAUAAAACUGAGCAAGGAUAAACUGUCGCUCAAAGAAGCCACACUGCAAACUUCAACAAAAAACGCAGCAGACAUGGAGUACCAAUUAGAGCUGCGAAAACAGGAGCUCGAACGAACUGAAAAUAAGAUGGAACAGACAAAGCUAGAAAUACAGAAAGGAUGGGAUAACCUGCAGGCUGAGAUUGAAGAAAGCAGAGAAAAAGAAGACAUGGUAAGAACAGAAUUAGAAAAAGUGAGAGAUGUCCUAAAUCAAUUCAGAAAGGAUAUAGAAAAACAAAAGCAAACCAUGGAGGCUGACCUAAAAGACAAAUUUGCUAGAGAACUAGAAGACAUAGAAGCUCAGCGAAAAAGGAUAGAGGAUGAAAAGAGAACAUUAGAGGACAUGAAAUAUGUGCUGCAAAAAGAGUCUAGUGAUAUUGAGAGGUUAAAACAGGAUGUGCAGGAAGAAAGACAGAAUAUGGAGAAAUGGGCAGAGCAGCUGAAACAAGAGAGGGAGGAACUAGAAAAGAAAGUGCGCAAUAUGCAACAAAUACAAGCAGAGAUGGUGAGAGAAAAUGAACUUAUUUUACAACAAAAAGAUGAUUUUGAGAAUGAUAAGAAGGAAAUAAAGAAAAGAGAAAAUGAACUGCAGCAAAUGCAGGCUGAUCUUAACAGACAACAUCAAGAGAUGCAGGAUAUUCAGAAUAUAGUUUUCAUUCAAAAAAGUGAAUUACAGAAGAGCCAAGAUGAAAUAGCCGAAAAGCUAAAACAGGUGGAUGACAUCAGGCAGUUCACACAAAAUGAAAAAGACAAUCUUGACAGAGAGAGGGCGGCUAUAAUGGAACAGAAGCAGCAGAUGGAGAGAAACAUGACAGAUGCCUUAAACAGAGAACUUGAAAAUGUAGAGCUUGUGAAAAAAGAGGUACUAAAUGAGAAGCGACUUAUUGAGGACUGCAGAAUAACUUUAAUGAGAGAUAUAGAAGAUCUGGAGCAAAAGAAAAUCAAUUUGGAGAGACAGGCAGAGGAGAUAAAAUUGCAAAGACAAAGUUUUGAAGAAGAAAAAGACAAGUUGGAACACACUGAAUCUGUGCUGCAAAGAGUAGCUGAACAUACUGAGAAGCUAAGACAAGAGACACUAGCUGAAAGAGAGAAACUUAAAAACACUGCUGUACAACUUCAGAAAGAGAGAGAUGCCAUUGUGACUCUUGCAGAGGAGACAAAAAGACAAAGAGAGGACCUGGACAAAAUGCAAGCUGAUACAGAAAAGCAGGAAUCAGCAUUUGAGAUAUUAAAAGCCAUGAAGGCUGAUCUGAGAAGAGAAGCUGGUGUCAUUGAAAAUUUAAGGCAAGCUGUUCAAAAUGACAUACAACACAUAAAAGAUAUGGAAGCCAGAAUUCGAAAAGAAAGACAAAACACUGAUAGUCUAGUUGAAGAGACUGAAAAGAGGUCAAAAGCUCUAGAUGAGAUGCGCAUGGAAGUUGAAAAAGAAAAGCGGUAUGUUGAGUCUGAGAGAGAUGUGCUAGAACAGGAAAAGUCUAAGCUCAGAGAUCUCAAAGAUGAUUUUGCUCAGCAAAAAGAACAGAACUUUAUUAUACUGGCAGAGAUACAGAAAGAAAGACACAAUCUUGAGCAGCUGAGUGAAACCAUCUCAAAUCAAAGGCUCGUUGUUGAAAAUGAUAAAGAAAAUUUAAGACUGAGAGAAAAUGAACUAAAACAAAAAGAAGCAGAGACUGAAAACAAACAAAAACAAAUAGAUGAGUUGAAGAGCAGUUUAAGAAUGGAGCAGAUGCAAGCUGACCAAGCUCAACAAAGGACAGUUGCACAUGAAAAAAUAGAAUAUGUUAAGACUGCGAGAGAUAGAGAAUUGACAGAGAGACAGGAAAUGGAGAAUUUGAGAGAAGAAUUAAGGGUGGAACAUGAAAAUGUGGAGCUCCAAAAGAAAAAUUUAGCUGAACAAAAGGAAGUAUUUGAAAGCCGAAUGAAAUCUCUGGAAAUGGAUAAGGAAGACAUAGAGAAAAAUAAAGCCAAACUGCACAAAAAAUUUGAAAACUUGCAGUUUCAGAGGCAAUCUUUUGAGAAAGAGAUGCAGCAGGUGAGAGCUGCGCUUCAGAAAGAGGCUGACAAUAUUGAGAGAAUAAAGAAAGAGGUGGUAGCUGAAAAGCAGAGUAUAAAAGACAUGGCAGUUCAAAUUCAACAUGAGGGAGAUGAAAGAAAAGAAGCUCUGGAGAGGAUGCGCCUUGAGCUAGAAAAACAAAAGCAAGCUAUUGAGACUGAAAAAGAUAUACUAAAAAAACAGAAGUCUGAAGUGGAGAAAAGCAAAACUGAGAUAGCUAGAGCAAAAGAAGAUCUUGCUGAAAAGAGAAAAAUGAAUGAUAUUAAUCAGUCAGAGAUGGAGAAGCAGAAAAAUUCCCUUGAGCAAAUGGAACAUGAUAUUAAAAUAGCGAAGGACAGUUUGAGACACCAAGAAAGUGAACUGAAUAUACGUACAUCACAACUUUAUGCACAACAAAAAGAAAUAGAAGAGAUUCAGGAUAUUAUCAUGAAAGAGAAGAAUCAGCUUAAUGAAAGACAGGCUGAAAUAGAAAAGCAAAAGAGAGAAUUAGAGAAUGUGAUGAACAGACUCGAGAAAGAGAGGAUUGUCGUAAUGGAUGAGAGACAAAGAGUGAAUGACAUGCAACUAGACCUGAAGAGGGAAAGUGAAACAGUGGAGCUGAUGAAACAAGAAGUUCUCAGAGAAAAAGAAUCUAUUGAAAACAGUAGAAAAAUACUAAACAGAGAUCUAGAGGAUAUAAACGAAAAUAGAACCAUCUUAGCUGAGGAGUUUGAGACCUUAAACUAUCAGAAACAAUUGAUUGGCAAAGAAAGGGAUGGACUUUAUAAGAUCAAAACUGAGCUCCAACAAGAAAAGGAAAAUAUUGCUAAACUAAGGCAAGAUAUAGAAAAGGACAGACAGAAGGCUGAGGAAAUGGCGAUCAAACAUCAAAAAGAAAAGGAAGAUAUAGAGACUUCAUUUGCCAGCGUAAGAUCAGAGGAAGCAGAUCUAAGAAAACAAAAACAAAAACAAACAACUGAAUCUGAUAGAGACACUCUUGAAAUGGAAAAGUCUGACCUAGAGAAAACUAAGACAGAGAUAGCCAGAGCCAAAGAAGAUCUUAAGAACCAAUUUGAAUCACAUAAAAGACAAAAUGAGGUAAUACUGGCUGAGAUACAGAAAGAGAAACACAUUCUUGAGCAGUUAAGAAUGAACAUAUCAAGACAGAGAGAUGAUCUAGAAAAAGACAUUGAACAAACAAGUUACAAACAUGCAGAGCUGCAAAGUCUAAAAAUGGAAAUCCAGAAACAGCAAACAGAGAUAGACGAGCAGAAGGUAAUAAUUUCAAUUGAGCAGAGUGGGCUGAACGACUUAAAAGCUCAAAUAGAUCAACAAAAAAAAGAGACAGAUGAAACCAAAGAACAAAUAAGAAAGGAGAGGGAUGAUAUUGAGAGGGAAAGAGCAGAAAUAAUGAAUCAAAAACAACAUAUGGAGGUAAAUUUGAGACAAGAACUUAAAAUGGAGAGUGAAAAGUUAAAGGAAAGGAAAAGCAUAAAAACAGAUAUGGAUAAUUUGGAACAAACAAAGCUUGAUGUAGUGAAAGAGUUGGAGAAUAUUAAGCUUCAGAAACAAAUGAUUGAGGAUGAGAAAGACAAGAUUGAGCAGAUAAAAGCUGAGUUAAAAAAAGAAGCUGAAUAUGUUGAGAAGAUAAAACUAGACACACAAAAUGACCGACAGAAGCUUAUGGAAGCAACAACCCAGCUUAAGAAAGAUAGAGACAAUGUUGAGAAUCUUGCAGAUGAAAUUGGCAAGAAAAAAGUGGAAUUAGAAAACAUACAUCAGGAAAUUGAAUUGCAAAGGAAAGCAAAUGAGUCUAAUAAACAGAUGCAGGAAAGGGCUCAACUUGAGCUGAAGAAAACUAUGACGGAUAUAGCAAGAGCGAAGGAGGAUCUUGAAAACCAGCUUGUUGAAGAAAGAGAAAAGAACAAGAUCGCACUAGCAGAAAUACAGAAAGAAAAAGACAUGCUUCUUCUACUGAGAGACAGUAUUUCAGAGCAACAGGAUAACAUUGCAAAUGAGAGAGAACAAAUGAGACUGAGAGAGACUGAACUUGAACAACUCCAAACUCUGAUUAAUACACAGUUAGAUGAAAUGGAAGCCACACGAAAAGCUCUCACAAUGGAAAAAGAAAGAUUUGAAGAGAAGAAAAUUGAAAUAGAUCAAAAACAAAGAAAAGUAAAUGAAAUCCUGGAAUUUACAACAGGAGAAAAGGCUUAUCUUGAGAAAAAGAAAUCUGAAAUGAUAGCACAGAAACACCAAAUAGAGACUGAGCUGGAGCUCUUUAGGGAAGAACUGAACAAUGAAAAAGAAUUAAUUGAGGAAAGAACUCAAAUGUUGAAAACACACAUGGCUGAUAUAGAAGAAAAAAGAGCAGCCCUAGAGAGAGAGGUUAAGGAGCUUGAAUAUCAUAAAACAGGUAUUCAAAGUGAGAAGGAUGAUGUAGAACUGAAGAAGACUGAGCUGCAAAGACAAACUGAAGAUAUGAGAAAGUUAAAAGAAGAAGUACAAAAUGAGAGACAGAGUUUGGAAAAGAUGACUGAAGAACUUCAGAAAGAGAAAGAAGAUAUUGUUCGUCUUGCUGAAGAUACAAAGAGAAAACAUGCAAUUCUGGAUGAAAUGAAAGCUGCAAAUGAGUCUUCAAUGGCAGAUCUACAAAGAGAGAAAAGCAUUCUUGAGCAAAUGAGAGUGAACAUCUCCAAACAAACUGAUGAUUUUGAAAACGAGAAAGAGAAAUUGAGACUUAGAGAAGAUAAACUAGAGAAACUACAAGCAGAGAUUCAUAAACAACAGAGUGAAAUUAAUGAGGAAAAGAACAACAUUGAAAGUGAAAGAGCUGCAAUGAUCAGCCAGGUGACAGAUAUGCAACAAAAAUUAAUGAAUGUACACAGAGAUUCAGAGAGUCUGAAACAUGAAAGAGAGGCUUUUAAGAAUGAGAAGGAAAUGAUGAAACAUAUGAAAGCUGACCUGCAAAGAGAAGCACAAGAAAAUGAGAAGAUCAAACUAGAGAUGCAACAUGAAAGACAAAGGCUGGAUGAAAUGGCAGCUCAACUCCAGAAAGAGAGAGAAGAUAUCAACAAUCUCAUUGAGGAGACAAAAAGAAAAGGCAUGGUCUUGGAUGAAAUGAACAGAGAAAUUGAAGUUAAAACUAAAGCGACUCAAUCUGAUAAAGACAUGCUUGAUAAGGAAAAACAUGAUCUGGAGAAAAUCAAAAGUGAACUUGCUAAAGCUAAGGAAAAUCUUGAAAAAGAAAGAGAAAAGCAAAGAAUCAUACAGGCAGAGACACAGAAAGAAAGAAACAACCUAGAGGAGAUGAAUGAGACCAUCAUAAGACAAAUACAUGAUAUUAAAAAUCAAGAGGAACAACUGAGAAAAAAACAGCUUCAGCUUGAGCAAUUGCAAACUGAAAUUCAGAAUCUGCAAAGAGAAAUUGACAAUGACAGAAACAUUACAAUAAAAGAGAGAAGUCAGCUUGAUCUGAGACAAUCUGAGUUAGACAAACAACAGACAGAAGUGGACAAAAUGAGGAAUGAGAGAAGACAACUAGAUGAAGAUAAAAAAGAGAUGGAAAAACAGAAACAGCAACUGAAGAAAGAAAGAGAUGAUGUAGACCAAAGCAGAAAUGAUCUGAUUGAAGACUUAAAGGUGAUGAAACUUCAGAAACAAGAGUUUGAAGACGAGAAGAGCAAGUUAGAACAGAUGAAGACUGAGCUACAAAGACAAGCUGAUGAUAUGAAGAAACUAAAAGAAGAAACACAAAAUGAGAGACAGAGUUUGGAAAAGAUGACUGAAGAACUUCAGAAAGAGAGAAAAGAUAUUGUUCAUCUUGCUGAAGAUACGAAGAGAAAACAAGAGAUGCUGAAUGAAAUGAAAGCUGCAAAUGAGUCUUCAAUGGCAGAUCUACAAAGAGAGAAAAACAAUCUUGAGCAACUGAGAGUGAACAUCUCCAAACAAACUGAUGAUAUUGAAUAUGAGAAAAAGAAAAUGAGACACAGAGAAAAUGAACUACAGCAACUACAAGCAGAGAUUCAUAAACAACAAAGUGAAAUUAAUAAGGAAAGUGCUGCAAUGAUCAUGGAAAAACAGAACAUGAUGACUGAGCUGAAAAAGAAGUCUGAAGAUGUUGAGCUUCAGAUGAAGGAGAUAUUGACCAAAAAGGAAAUACAGGAAAAUGACAGAAAACAGCUGGAGAGAGACAUGGAAAAUCUGCAACAAAAACUAGUUAAUGUAGACAGAGAUUCAGAGAGUCUGAAACUUGAGAGAGAAGCUUUGGAGAAUGAGAAGGAAGUGAUAAAACAGAUCAAAACUGACCUGCAAAGAGAAAGACAAGAGAUUGAGAAGAUCAAACUAGAAACACAACAUGAAAGACAAAGGCUGGAUGAAAUGACAGCUCAACUCCAGAAAGAGAGAGAAGAAAUCAAUGAUCUUAUUGAGGAGACAAAAAUAAAAGACAUGGUCUUGGAUGAAAUGAACACAGAAAUUGAAGUGAAAACUAAAGCCAUUCAAUCUGAAAGAGACAUGCUUCAGAAAGAAAAACAUGAUCUGGAGAAAAUCAAAAGUGAACUUGCUAAAGCCAAGGAAGAUCUUGAAAAAGAAAGAGAAAAUCAUGGAAUCAUACAGGCAGAGAUACAGAAAGAGAGAAACAACCUAGAGAAGAUGAAUGAAACCAUCACAAGACAAAUACAUGAUAUUAAAAAUCAAGAGGAACAAAUGAGACAAAAACAGCAUGACCUCCAACAACUGCACACUGAAAUUCAAAAUCAGAAGCAGGAACUUGAGCAACUGCAGAGUGAAAUUCAGAAUCUGCAAAGAGAAACUGACAAUGACAGAAACAUUAUGAUAAAGGAGAGAAGCCAGCUUGAUCUGAGACAAUCUGAGCUAGACAAACAACAGACAGAAGUCAAUGACAUUAUGGAAAAAAUGAUGAAUGAGAGAAGACAACUAGAUAAAGAUAAACAAGAGAUGGAAGAACAAAAACAGCAACUGCAGAAAGAAAGAGAUGAUGUAGACCAACGCAAAAAAGAUCUGGAUAAAGACCUAAAGGUGAUGACACUUCAGAAACAAGAGUUUGAAAAUGAGAAGAGCAAGUUAGAACAGAUGAAGAUUGAGCUGCAAAGAGAAGCUGAUGAUAUGAGAAAGAUAAAAGAAGAAACACAAAAUGAGAAACAGAGUUUGGAAAAGAUGACUGAAGAACUUCAGAAAGAGAGAGAAGAUAUUGUUCAUCUUGCUGAAGAUACAAAGAGAAAACAUGAGGAAAUGAGAGUGAACAUCUCCAAACAAACUGAUGAUAUUGAAAAUGAGAAAGAGAAAAUAAGACUCAGAAUAGAUGAACUACAGCAACUACAAGCAGAGAUUCAUGAACAACAAACUAAAGUGGAAAAGGUAAAGAGCAACACUGAGCAUGAAAGAGCAGCAAUGAUCAUGGAAAAACAGGACAUGAUGACUGAGCUGAAAAAGAAGUCUGAAGAUGUUGAGCUUCAGAUGAAGGAGGUAUUGACUGAAAAGGAAAUACUGGAAAAUGACAGACAACAGCUGCAGAGAGACAUGGAAAAUCUGCAACAAAAGCUAUUUAAUGUAGACAGAGAUUCAGAGAGUCUAAAACUUGAGAGAGAAGCUUUGGAGAAUCAGAAAGAAGUGAUAAAACAGAUCAAAACUGACCUGCAAGGAGAAACACAAGAGAUUGAGAAGAUCAAACUAGAAACACAACAUGAAAGACAAAAGCUGGAUGAAAUGACAGCCCAAAUCCAGAAAGAGAGAGAAGAAAUCAAUGAUUUUAUUGAGGAGACAAAAAGAAAAGGCAUGGUCUUGGAUGACAUGAACACAGAAAUUGAAAUUAAAACUAAAGCCAUUCAAUCUGAUAGAGACAUGCUUGAGAAAGAAAAACACAAUCUGGAGAAAAUCAAAAGUAAACUUGCUAAAGCCGAGGAAGAUCUUGUAAAAGAAAGAGAAAAGCAAGUAAUCAUACAGGCAGAGAUACAGAAAGAGAGAGUCAACCUAGAGGAGAUGAAUGAAACCAUCACAAGACAAAUACAUGAUAUUAAAAAUCAAGAGGAACAACUGAGACAAAAACAACAUAAACUUGAGCAACUGCAAACUGAAAUUCAGAAUCUACAAAGAGAAACUGACAAUGACAGAAACAUUAUAAUAAAAGAGAGAAGUCAGCUUGAUCUGAGACAAUCUGAGCUAGACAAACAACAGACAGAAGUCAAUGACAUUAUGGAAAAAAUGAGGAAUGAGAGAAGACAACUAGAUAAAGAUAAACAAGAGAUGGAAGAACAGAAACAGCAACUGAAGAAAGAAAGAGAUGAUGUAGACCAAAGCAAAAAAGAUCAGGAUGAAGACCUAAAGGCGAUGACACUUCAGAAACAAGAGUUUGAAGACGAGAAGAACAAGUUAGAACAGAUGAAGAUUGAGCUGCAAAAAGAAGCUGAUGAUAUGAGAAAGCUAAAAGAAGAAACACAAAAUGAGAGACAGAGUUUGGAAAAGAUGACUGAAGAACUUCAGAAAGAGAGAGAAGAUAUUGUUAAUCUUGCUAAAGAUACAAAGAGAAAACGUGAUAUUCUGGAUGAAAUGAAAGCUGCAAAUGAGUCUUCAAUGGCAGAUCUACAAAGAGAAAUUAAUAAGGAAAGAGCUGCAAUGACUAUGGAAAAGCAGGACAUGAUGACUGAGCUGAAAAAGAAGUCUAAAGAUGUUGAGCUUCAGAUGAAGAAGGUAUUGACUGAAAAGGAAAUACUGGAAAAUGACAGACAACUGUUCGAGAGGGACAUGGAAAAGCUGCAACAAAAAAUAGUUAAUGUAGACAGGGAUUCAGAGAGCCUGAAACUUGAGAGAGAAGCUUUGGAGAAUGAGAAGGGAGUGAUAAAACAGAUCAAAACUGACCUGCAGAGAGAAAGACAAGAGAUUGAAAAGAUCAAACUAGAAACACAACAUGAAAGACAAAGUCUGGAUGAAGUGAAAGCUCAGCUCCAGAAAGACAGAGAAGAAAUCAACAAUCUCACUGAAAACAUUAAAAAGAAGAGAGAUAUUCUGGAUGAAACCUACACUGAAACACAAAGGGAACAAGAAGCAAUUGAGAAAGACAAAGAAUUGAUAAGAAGGGAAUGGUCUGACCUAGAGAAAACCAAAGCUGAGAUGUCUCAAAGCAAGGAAGAGCUUAAAAAACAGAUUUCUGACCAAAAACAAGAGAUACAACAAGAGAGAAACAUGCUUGAACAGAUGAGUAAGAAAAUAACAAGAGAAAAAUUGGCUCUUGAAGGUGAAAAGGAAAAGUUAAGAAUAAGAAAAGAAGAACUUGAAAAAAUGCAGGCAGACAUCAAAAGACAACAAGAAGAUAUUGAUCACCUGAGGUUUGGCAUAACAGAAGAGAGUCUGCUUGAGAAGUCAGCGGCCGAAAUGGUUCUUCAACAGAGUGACGUAGAUGUAGUCAAGUCUUUAACAGACAAAGAAAUGUCAGAUCCAGACAGACAAAGUGUCUUGACAGAGCAGAUGCUGAAAAUGGAUUUAAAAGAUGCAUUAAAAACAGAUGUUGAGAGCCAAAAGUCAUACUUACCUGAAGUUGAGGAUAAAUUACCUAAUAAACAGGAGAUAAUGUUAGAUAAGAAGUUUAUUGAAGAUGAAAAGGACAAGCUGGAAAAGAUGAGAGCUGAACUGCAAAGAGAAGCAGAUCAAAUUAAAAAGAAAAAGGAGGACACGCAGAACGAAGGACAGAAGCUAGAAGAAAUGGCAGCUCAACUUCAGGAAGAGAGAAGAAGUCUUGAACGUCUUAAUGAGGAGAUUAAUAUUCAGAAGUUUAAUCAGCAAAAGCAAGCAACUGCGUUUGAAAUGGAGAAGACUGAUUUAGAGAAAAUCAAAACAGAAAUCGCUGAAGCCAACAAACUUCUUACAGAACAGCAGGAAAAGAAUGAGAUGACAAUAGAAGAAAUGCGGAGAGAGAGAGACACUCUUGAGGAAAUGAGGGUGAACAUCUCAAGACAAGUAGAGACUAUUAAAAAAGAGAAUGAAAGUCUUUCUUGCAGAGAAAGUGAACUUGCAAAGCUGCAGGAAGACAUUUUACAACAACAAGAAGAAAUGGAUGAACUGAAAAACACAAUCAUAAUAGAAAUGCGUCAACUGGACCAGAGACAAACUGACAUUGAUCAAUUACAGCGAGAGGUUGAUGAUCUAAUGGAAUUCACAAAGACAGAAAUGACCAACGUAGAAAGAGAAAGAGUCGAAAUGAUGGCACAGAAGAGAAAUAUAGAGAGAGGCAUGGUCAGUCUAGAGGAAGAAAAGGAGACCUGUGAACAACUGAGGCUAAAAUUACUUGAGGAAAAGGAUAGGGUUGAAAAAGACAGAGAACUGUUGACCAAAAAUUUGGAUCAUAUGGAGAGUCAGAAAAUGGAUAUCGAGAAGGAAUUGAAGAAUCUAAAAGAUGAAAAAGAAACCAUUGAAAAUAAAAAGGAGGAACUAGAGAGGAUGAAAACUGACCUUCAACAACAAGCUGAAGACUUGGAGAAACUAUCUGAGAAGACAAAGAAUGAAAGACAGGUGGCAGAAGAGAUGGGAGCCAAAUUUAAAAAGCAAUUAGACAUCAGUGGUAUUCCAGCGGACAAACAGGCAGAAGAGCUCAUGGAUCAGAAAGAGAAGCAAAGAAAGGAAAUUCAGUCUGCCAAAGACUUGCUUCAAGAAGAAAGAUCUGAGCUGGAGAAAGCCAAGGCAGAGAUAAACCAAGCCACGAAAGAACUAGAUAGACAAAGAACUGACUUACAGAGAGAGAAAGACAUUCUGAAACAAAUGAGUACAAAUAACUUGGCACAAAUAGCUCAAAUUGAAGAUGAGAAGGAAAAAAUACAACGCAAAGAGAAUGAACUAGAACAAAUGAGAGAAGAACUUCAAAAUAAAGAAAAAGAAUUGGAUGACAUGAAAAACAACAUAAUGAAAGAAAAAGCUGAUAUGGAAAAUCUGGAACAAAUGAGAGCUGAAUUGACUAGAGGCUUGGAAAACCUCCAAACUGAGAAACAAGCUUUUAAAAAUGAGCAAGAUAAACUCGAAAAGAAGAGAGAAGAUAUUGAAAAGUCAAAGCUAGAAGUUCAGAAAGAAAGGCAGAGAGCUGCAGAAGAGUUAGAAAAAGAGAGGCAACAAUUUGCUAAGGAGAUCAAAAUUAAAAAUGACACCCUGGAUGAAAUACAAGCUGAGAUAGAAAGACAGAAACAAGCCAUUGCUGUACAUAAAGCGAUUGUUACAAAGGAGGAGAUGGAUCUGGAAAAAACCAAGGAACACUUCAAAAGACAAUCCGAGGAGAGUGACAUCACACGUGCAGACCUGCAGAAAGAGAGAGAUACUCUUGAUCAGAUGAGUGUAGAGAUCUUAAAGCAAAAACAUGACCUGGAGAGAGAAAGAGGUGAACUGUUAGAGCAGCGUCAGCUGAUGGAGACACUAAAGAAGGACAUUCAGAAUGUGGAACAGCUAAGGAAAGAGCUUUUGGAUGAAAAGGAAUUGAUUGAGAAAAACAGAACGCAACUGAAACAAGACAUAAAUGACAUUGAACAAAAUAAAUCAAAUCUGCAUAACGAAUUAGAGGAAAUAAAAGUUCAAAAACAGGAUAUUCAAGAUGAAAGAGCUCAACUAGAGCGAAUAAAAGCUGAGUUAGCAAAAGAAAGAGAAGCAAAUGAUGAAAUGCUGAGAGAGGCUAAAAAAGAAAUGGAGAAUUAUGAAGAGAUCAAAUCAAAUAUUCUAAUCCAGAAAGAAGAGUUUGAGACUAAAAGACAGUCAGAAGUAGAGGAACUCAUGGUUAUGAGAGCUGAAAUACUCAAACAGAAAGAGGAAUUAGAGGACAAGAUGCAAAAAACUAAACUUGAGAUGAAAGAACUGAAGCUUCUUCAGGAUGAAACUGAUGGCAAGAGGAAAGAUCUUGAUUACAAGAUGAGACAGGCAGCAAGAACGAGAGAUGAGCUGGAGAAAAUGAGAGCUGAUAUUGAAAGUGCAAAUGAGAAACUUGAAAUGGAGAGGGUCAUGUUAAGUAUAAAGCGUGAUGAGAUGGAGCGAUUGAAAGCUGAAGAACAACAAGCGGAAGAAGAACUACAACCUCAUAUAGAAGAAAGAAGUCGAGAUCGGGAAGGAAAAGAAGAAAUAAACACCAAGAUACAGAGGCUUAUUCAAGAAGCUGAAAAGACUAGGGAAAUUGCUUGGAGAACACAACAUGACGUGGAAGGAAGAAUGCAGACAGAUGUUAAUGUUCAACCAGAUUCAGAGGUAAGGCAAGAAAUGAGUGCUUACAUCCAGAGCCUGAUCCAGGAAAUUGAGCAGAGAGGAGAGGAUGUCAGAGAGGAUCUUAGAAGAAUGAAAGAUGAAGUCAAGGCUGCUAGAAAAGAAAGAUUUGAACUGGAGAACAUGAGGCUGGAAGUUGAAGCCAUGAAACAGAGCAUGAAAGAAUCCUAUGAGCAACAGAACAAUGAGAUACAAAAAGAGAAGCAACAUAUUGAGAGUACCAAAGUCUUGCUGAGCAGAGAGCGAAAUGAUCUUGAGCAAAAUAGAGCUGAUUUGGAGAGACAAAAACAAGAAAUGGCAUUGGACAAACAAAAACUCCAAGAUGAAAAUGAACUGCUGCAGAAAGAAAAUGUUGACAUGAAGAAACAAUAUGAAAUUCUCAAAAGCCUUCUAGAAGAAACAACCAGAGAAAUCGCAACAGUUAAACUUCCCAGGAGAGAUUCAGAGGAAUUAAUGGAGAAAAUGGAAGCAUUAAGCAUGGAUGACCAGCAAGAAGAGAGUGAGAGUCAGACAGAUAAAGUUAAGAGACAAACAGACAAACUGACAGAGUUGAAGGCUGAGCUGGAUCAACAGCAGGUAGAACUUGAGAAAACUAAAGCAGACUUAAAACAUCAGAUGGACGAGCUAGAAAACAUGAAGUCUGAGAUAUUAAAACGUGAAAAGGACACAAGAGAGGAGGAGUUCAUGGACAUACAGAGACAGAGAGAAGUCCUAGAAACAAGGAUUCAGAAAAUGAUGCAUGAGAAGGGAGAACUGGAAGUCUUAAGGUCUGAGAUAGUCCUAGAAAAGAAAGAUCUGGACCAGAAGAUGAAACAAGUGACCAGAAAGAGGGAUGAGAUGGAGAAAAUAAAGACUGAGAUAGCAAAGGCCAGAGAGGAGAUCAACAGAGACAGGCAGGAGCUGGAAAUACUCAGGAAUGAUGUUCAAAGUGCAAGAGAGGAUUUUGAACUAUUGGUGGAGAAAACUGUGAAUCUAGAAGAUGAAGAAAGUACCAACGCUGAUAUCCAAAGACUGAUUUUAGAGGUUGUGAAAAUCAGGGAAAUGGUGAGAAAUCUAAAAGUUGACAUGGAGAGCAGGAUGAAGGAAAGUAAAGUGGUGAGUGAUGAAAAGGAAAACUUCAAGUCUGAAAUCCAGAGGCUCAUUCAGGAUAUUGGACAAAUACGGGAAAAUCUUGGAAGCCUUAGAGAAGAGAUUGAAACCACCAGAAGAGACAAGAAUGAAUUGGAGAAGAUGAGGGCAGAACUUGUAGAGAAGCAACGGGAGGAAGAAAGCAUGAGAGAAAUGCUGCAGAAGGAAAGAGAAGAACUGGAGCAGCUGAAGGAUGAGAUAAACAGAGAAAAAGAGGAUAUGGAGACCAAAAAAGAGAUGGUUAAGGUAGGAUUAACUACAGAAAAAACUGAAGAGUUUAAGGACACAAGAAAGAACAAGGAAGAACUGCAAAUGGUCACUGAGGAACUCUUGAGAAACAAGAGUGAUCUGGAACAGCUCAAAAGAGAUAUACAAAACCUGAGGCAAACCAUGGAUAAAAUGGAAACACUGCAUGAAAAGAAAAGGGCUGAACUGGCAGGCAUUACUUCUGAAAUAAAGAGGGGAGAGCAGAUACUGGAGAAGCAGAAACAUGAGUUGGAAGAGAAGGGUUGGAUUGUUAAAGAAAUAGAGAAAAAGAAAAAUAUUCUUGAAAAGAUCAAUUUGGAAAUUCUGAGGAAGCGAGAAGAUAAAGAAAAAGAAAUGGAUAUUUUAAGGCAAGAGAAGCAAGAGCUGGAGCUCUUUAGAGGUGAACUACAGAGACAGAGAGUUGAUGUUGAAUCUUCAAAACAAGCUUUGAUCACGGAGAGGGAUCGGUUAGAAGAUGAACAAGCUGAAAUCAGUCGACAAAGGCAUGACAUGAGUGCUGCCAUGAAGGCCUAUGAUGUGGAACAGGAAAAUCUAGAAAAGAUGAGGAAUGAACUAGAAAAUGAGAGGGCUAAACUUAAUGAAAAACUCCAUGAAGCCAGAAAAAUGGAGGAGAAACUACAGGAGAUGAAGAAUGAACUAUACAAAGAAAAGAUGCAAGUGGAAGAAAUAAAGCAGAUGGUCAUUACAGAGAGACAGGUGAUUGAACAAGAGAAAGCUGAGCUUCAGAAUAAGUCAGAGAUCACUGAUAAACUCAUUCAGGAAGCAAACAAUGAGAGAGACAAAUUAACAGACCUCAGUCUAAAACUUCAAACACAAAGAGAAGAUAUAGAAAAUAUAAUCACAGAAAUAGAGACCAAGAAGAACGAUCUCAAUAAAAUGAGUGCAGAACUUCAAGAUGAUAAGAUGCAACUGAAAAAUGACAGGGAUGUUUACGAAAGGGAAAUGACACAUCUGCAGCUUCAGAGGGAAGCGUUAGUGGGAGAAACAGAGAACCUGGAAAGAAAAACCUUACAGCAGAAAGAACAAGAUGAGAUGACGAAACAAGACAUUAAAAAUCAGAAAGAGGCUCUAGAGCAAAUGAAGGUGGACGUUCUGAAAGAAAGAGAUGAUAUUGACAAAGAGAAGAAAAAUGUACAAUCAGAAAAACAAAAACUGGAUACACUUCAAGGAGAACUGCAACGAAAGGAAAGUGUGCUUGAAAACAAAGUGAAAACUUUCAUGGAAGAGCAGCAACAGCUGAAACAGACUCAAGAUGAAAUCUACAAAAUCAAGAAGGAGAUUCAAGAGGAGGAGGCUGAAAUUCAAGAGGAGAGACAGCGAUUAAUGGAAAUGGGUGAAACAAUGACAAGAGAACACAAUGAAUACAGAGAACUGACUGCAGAAGUACAGAAAGAAAAAGAGCAGAUUGAAAUCAGCAAAAAGUUGAUGGAUCAAGAGAAGGCUGAUCUUGAAAACAUGAAAAAUGAUCUGGAGAAGCAACUAAGACAUGAAAAACAGAACGUACAAGAUGAGAAGAGUGCACUAGAACAGAUAAGAACAGAAUCCGAAGAGAUCCAAAAUGUUAUCAAGAAGGAAAGAAAGGAUCAAGAGAAAUGCUGGCUGGAGAUUGAAGGUGAAAAGCAAAGAGUGGAGAAAGAAAUGGAAGAAUUAUUGCAAAUGAGGGUUGACCUGGAGAGAACAAAAGUAGAAAUCAAAAAGGAUAAUCAACAACUUCAAGAUGAUAAAUUUGAUCUUGAAAAGACAAAGGCUGAGAUAAGAGAAAUUAAAAUCCAACUAGAUAAAGACAGAGAAGAAAUUAACUGUUUGUCUGAAGAGACUGAAAUGAAAAUGAAGGACCUUGAUGUGAUGAAGAAGGAGAUGGAGAGACAAAAGCAAGAAUUCGAGAGAACAAAAGUGAUGCUUGAAAAGGAAAAGACAGAAAUUGACCAACAAAAGAAAGACUUUGAAAACCAAAUGAUGGACCAGAUUAAGCAGACACAAAAGGACAGACUGGCCCUUGAGGAGAUGAAGGAAGAACUUCUUCGUGAAAAACAAGAAACAGAGGAAGAGAGGAAUAACUUGGUGACUUUAAGAAGCAAACUAGAAGUUUUAAGAGUAGAGAUACAGAACGAGCAAAAUGAAAAUGAAAUUUUGAAGAAGAAACUUAUUUUGAAAAAAUCAAACAUUGACGAAUGGCAGGUUAAGUUACUCAACCAGCAGCGACAGAAUGAUCAAACCAGUGAGGAACACAAGAAAGAGAGAGAAGAUCUGAAAAAACAGAGGUUUGAAAUUGAACAGCAGAAACAGAUUUUGGAGCUUAACAUCAUAAAAAUGAAUGAGGAGAAGCAAAAACUUCAGAAUGAUAAGGAGGAAAUGGAAAACACAAAAUACAUCACCACCAAAGAAAGGGAUAAGGUUGAACAAAUGCAAGGUGAGAUACAAAGUCAGAUCCAGUCAAUGGAACUACAAAAGCAACUCAUGCAAGACAAGCAGAAUGCUCUUGAGGAAAAAGAGCUGAACAUACAGAGGAAGGAAAAGGAAGUAGAAAGAAGAAACACAGAAUUAGAUGAAAUCGCUGCUCAGCUUCACAUUGAACAGGAACAUUUAGAUAAUAUUCUUGAGGAAACCAAUAAGAGACAACAUGCCCUUGAAGUAAUGCAGGUUGAUGUAGAACUGCAAAAACAAGAAAAUAAUAAAGACUUUGAGUUGCUUAAGAAGAUACGGCAUGCAAUAGACAACGAGAGGAUAGAAAUUAAGCAGGAAAAGGAUGAUCUGCAGAUCUGGACUAAACAACAGAGAGAUAAGGUUCAAGUCCAGUUAGAAGAGCUAGAGAAAGAAAGAGAAAAACUGGAAACAAUGAAAACAGAGCUUCUUACUGAGAGAGAACAAAUUGAAAAAGUGAAAGCUAAUAUAAAUAGGGCAAAUGGUGAAAUAGAGACAGUGAGACAAAGAGUGAUAAUUGAGAAGAAUGAACUGGAGCAGAGAGAGAGAUAUAUUAUUGAGCAGCAGCAAAGACUGGAUCAAAGUGUAAGAGAGAUAACUGAAGAAAGAAAUGAAAUGGAUAAGAUGAGGAUUGAACUAGAAACUGAGAGACAACAAAUGGAAGAUGACAUGAGGACUAUUGUUGAGCAGGAAAAAGAACUUGCACACCUGAAAGAUGAAAUACAUAGAGAAAAACAAGACAUUGAUGAAAACAGGAACAUGGCUAACAAGUUAAUGAAAGAUCUGGAAAUCACAAAAGCCAAGCUGUCGGAACAACAAGAAGAAAUCCAAACUGAAGCAGAAAAACUCCAAGAGGAAAGAAAACUUGUUGAGCAGACAAAAUCUGAGGUGCAGAAUGAAGCUGAACAUCUGAAAAACGUCUCAGAAGAGAUCAAAAGGGAGCAAGAAAAAAUGGAGACAAGGGAGGCCCACCUUAAAGAAAUGAUGGAGCAAUGUGCCAAUACCGUGGAAGAAACCAAGAGAAAAAAGAGUGAACUAGAAAAGACUAUUGAGGAUAUAGAAGAGAAAAAUGAAAUGAUUAAGACUGAGAAAGACAGUCUGGAAAAAGACAGAAAUAACAUUGAAAAGGAAAGAGAAGAUUUACAAAGACAAGCUGAUGACCUGAAGAUGCACAUGACAGAACAAAAAGAAAAAGAAGAGAUCACUAAAAGAUCAAUGCACGACGAGAAAAAGCUUCUUGAGGAAAAGGCUAGAGAAAUUCUGAGACAGACAGAAGAAAUAGAGAAAGAAAAAGAGGACAUGAUGAAGAAGUGGAAUGAGCUGGAUGCUCUUCAGAAGAACAUACAAAAACAAAGAGAUGAAGUGGAAGAAAUCAAAUAUGAGUUACAGACUGAAAAGACUGAGAUAAAUCAACAGCAGCAAAGACUGGAGGAGAGUAUAAGAGCUGUUGAUGAAGAGAGAAGAGACCUGGAGAACAUCAGGCAUGAAUCUGAAGAAUACAGACAACAAAUGGAAGAAGAGAUAAGAGUAAAAGCAAAUACGGAGAAGGAGAAACUUGAUCAGUUGAAGACUGACCUGGAAAGACAGAAAACUGAAAUAGACCAUGAGCAGAAGAAAACAGAUGAUGACAGAAAGAUGAUUGAACAGGAAAGAAAUGACCUGGAGAAGAUGCGGUCUGAAAUAAUGUUACACAGUAAGCAAAUAGAAGAAGAGAGAUCAGAACUUGACAGCAAAAUAAAACAGAUUGAUCAAGAAAUAUGUGACACUGAGAAGAGCAGAGAAAUUGUACAGAAAUUAUUGGCUGAGGUGGAAGAACAGAAAAACGAUAUUAAACUCCAUGAAGAACAACUUCUACUUGAGAGACAAAAGAUCACUGAUGAAAAAGAUUUUCUGGCUCAAAUAAAGACUGAACUGGAAAGGGAAAACGAACGAAUCAGAAACAUGGAAGAGGAAAUAAAGAAUGAGAGAGAAACACUGAAAGAAAUGGAAGCUCAUCUAAAAAAAGAAAAGGAAGAAAUUGAGAGUGUUGCUGAAGAAACAAAUAGGCGAAAAGAAGAUCUGGAAAAUAUGAGCACAAACAUAAACGAACAAAAGCAAGAACUGAGAAAAUACAGAGAGCUUCUAGAGCUGGAGAAAGAUGAAAUGAACAAUAAAUGGACACAGUUACAACAGAGAAUUGAUGAAUUUGAUACCCAAGUAAGACAACAGAAGGAAAAAGAUUUAAUGAAACAGGAGGAGAUGGAAGAAGAAAGAAAACAUCUAGAACACACCGAAGUCAAGAUCCUGGAACUGAAAGCUAAAGCUGAGCAGGAACAUCAAGACAUAAGCCUAAAAUUACAUGAGCUGAACACACUGCAAGAACAUAUUAUGAAAGAAAAAGAGAAAGAUGAAGAAAUGAGAGUAAAAACAAAGAUGGAGAGAGAAGAACUUGAUCAGAUAAAGAGGGAACUGGAACGAGAGAAAACUGAAAUGAACAAUGACAGGAAGAUGAUUGAACAGGAAAGAAACGGCCUACAGAAGAUGAAGUCUGAAAUAGUGACACAAAGAGAACAAAUGGAAGACAUGAGAGAAGCAAUCAAACUAGAAAGAUCAGCACUAGACCAGAAAAGGCAAGAGAUUGACCUAGAAAAGGAUGAAAUUGAAAAGAACAAAGAAAUAGCUCAGAAAUUAAUGGAUGAAGUAGAAGAGCAGAGAAAUUAUAUUAAACUCCAGAAUGAAGAACUUGACCUUGAAAGACAAAAGAUCACUGAUGAAAAACAUCUUGUAGGUCAAAGUAAGACUGAACUGCAAAAAGAGAGUGAACAAAUCAAAUACAUGGAGGAGGACAUAAAGAAGGAGAGAGAAACACUAAAGGAAAUGGAAGCUCAACUACAAAAAGAAAAGGAAGAAAUUGAGAGUGUCACUGAAGAAACAAAGAGAAAGAAAGAGGAUCUGGAAAAAAUGAACACAGACAUAAUUGAACAAAAACAAGAGCUGAAUAACUGCAGAGACCUUCUAGAACAAGAAAGAGAAGAAAUAAAUCAGAAAUGGACACAGUUACAACAGAGAAUUGUUGAAUUUGAUGCUCAAGUCAGUAAACAGCAGGAAGAUUAUAUGAAGGAACAGAAAAGGAUGGAAGAAGAAAGAAAAAGUCUAGAAGAAACCAAAGCUAAGAUCCUGGAGCUGAAGACCAAGGCUGAAAAGGAACAGAUUAUGGAAGAAAAAGUAAAAGAAGGAGAAAUGAGAGCAAAAGUAAAGAUGGAGAAGGAAGAACUUGAUCAGAUAAAGAGUGAACUGGAAAGAGAGAAAGCUGAAAUAGAUCAAGAGCAGAAGAAAAUGGAUGAUGACAGAAUGAUGAUUGAACAGGAAAGAAAUUACCUGGAAAAGUUGAGGUCUGAAAUAAUGACAGAAAGAGAGCAAAUGGAAAACGUGAGAGAAGCAAUCAAACUAGAAAGAUCAGCACUAGACAAGAAAAUGCAAGAGAUUGAUCUAGAAAAGGAUGAAAUUGAAAAGAACAAAGAAAUAGCUCAGAAAUUAAUGGAUGAAGUAGAAGAGCAGAGAAAUUAUAUUAAACUCCAGAAUGAAGAACUCAACUUUGAAAGACAAAAGAUCACUGAUGAAAAAUAUCUUCUAGCUCAAAGUAAGACAGAACUGCAAAAAGAAAGUGAACAAAUCAAAUGCGUGGAGGAGGAAAUAAAGAAUGAGAGAGAAACACUGAAAGAAAUGGAAGCUCAUCUACAAAAGGAAAAGGAAGAAAUUGAGAGUGUCACUGAAGAAACAAAGAGACAGAAAGAGGAUCUGGAAAAAAUGAACACAGACAUAAUUGAACAAAAACAAGAGUUGAAGAACUGCAGAGACAUUCUAGAGCAAGAGAGAGAAGAAAUAAACCAUAAACAGAUAGAGAUACAAAAGAGAAUUGAUGAAUUUGAUACUCAAGUCAAAAAACAGAACGAAGAAUAUCUAACAGAACAAAAGGAAAUGGAAGAAGAAAGAAAAGGUCUAGAAGAGACCAAAGGCAAGAUCCUGGAGCUGAAGACUAAAGCUGAGCAGGAACAUCAAGACCUAAGCCUAAAAAUACAAGAGCUGAACACACUGCAAGUACAGAUUAUUGAAGAAAAAGAGCAACUACAAGAAAUCAGAAACAAGGUUUUGAAUGAAACAGCCACACUUGAGAUGAGAGCUGCUGAGAUAAUUCAACAACAACAAACACUGGAUGAGAAUCUGAAAGAGGUUAUAUACGAGAAAAAUGAACUUCAUAGGAAGCAAAAGGAACUUCAGGCUGAAAGACAGAAAAUGCAAGAGGAAAUAAAUACCAAAACUAGUGAACUAAUCAGAGAAAAACAAGAAAAUGAAAUUAACAAGACCAUAACAAACAAACUAAGAGAAGAGAUGGACAUCAUGAAAGCUAAAAUAGCUGCACAAGAUGAAGAAAUGCAAGCUGAAAAAGAAAAACUAAAUGAAGAGAGAAAAGAAUUUGAGGAAUUACAGAGUGAUUUAGAAAGAGAGAAACAAGACCUCACUAUGAAUAAAGACAUCAUGAAUACACUAAAAGAGGAACUUCACCUGGAAAAGAAGAGGAUGAAUGAAGAGAGGGAAAAAAUGGAUGUGACCAGUAAGAAGUUUCAAUUAGAGAUACAGACAGACAAAGAGAUAAUUGCUAAAAUGAAGGCCGAACUCCAAAGUGAGAAUGAUGAAUUUAACUAUAUCAGAGAGGAACUGAGAAGGAAGAGAGAAGAAAUGGAGAAAGAAUGGGCAGCGAUAGAAGCAGAAAAACAAACUAUACAACAAAACAGCAAUGAAAUCUUGAGGCAAAGAGAAUAUACAGAGAAGGAAAAAGAGAGCAUUUUGAAAAAGAAAGAUGAACUGGAACAGCUUCAGACAGAAAUCCUGAAACAGAGAACUGAAUGUGAAAACUUUAUUACAACAGAGAAACAUUUGCUUGAAAUGUUGAGAACUGAGUUAGAUCAUAAGCAGCAGGAGAUGGAAGCUGACAGGAAGGUGAUUGAACAGGAAAGAAAAGACUUGGAGAAGACAAAGUUUGAAAAAAUGACACAAAAAGUGCAAAUGGAGAAAGACCUGGAGGAGGAAAUCAAAUCAGAGAGAGUGGAAAAAGUCCAGAAAAUGCAAGAGACUGGUUUAGAAAAGGAUGAAAUUGAAAAGAUGAAAGAAAUAGUUCAGAAACAAAUGGAUGAGGUGAGGGAACAGGGAAAUUUUCUAAAACUUCAACAAGAGGAAACCAAACUUGAAAGACAAAGGAUUAGUGAUGAAAAAUAUUUUCUUGCUCAAACUAAGGCUGAACUGCAAAGAAAAAGUGAACAUAUUAGACACACAGAAGAUGAAUUAAAGAAGGAGAGAGAAACACUGAAAGAAAUAGAAGCUCAUCUACAAAAGGAAAAGGAAGAAAUUGAGAGUGUCACUGAAGAAACAAAAAGACAGAAAGAGGAUCUGGAAAAAAUGAACACAGACAUGAAUGAACAAAAACAAGAGCUGAAGAACUGCAGAGACCUUCUAGAACAAGAAAGAGAAGAAAUAAAUCAGAAAUGGACAGGGUUACAACAAAGAAUUGAUGAAUUUGAUGCUCAAGUCAGUAAACAGCAGGAAGAUUAUAUGAAGGAACAGAAAAAGAUGGAAGAAGAAAGAAAAAGUCUAGAAGAAACCAAAGCUAAGAUCCUGGAGCUGAAGACCAAGGCUGAAAAGGAACAGAUUGUGGAAGAAAAAGAAAAAGAAGAAGAAAUGAGAGUAAAACCAAAAAUGGAGAAGGAAGAACUUGAUCAGAUAAAGAGUGAACUGGAAAGAGAGAAAGCUGAAAUAGAUCAAGAGCAGAAGAAAAUAGAUGAUGACAGAAAGAUGACUGAACAGGAAAGAAAUUACCUGGAAAAGUUGAGGUCUGAAAUAAUGACAGAAAGAGAGCAAAUGGAAAACAUGAGAGAAGCAAUCAAACUAGAAAGAUCAGCACUAGACCAGAAAAUGCAAGAGAUUGAUCUAGAAAAGGAUGAAAUUGAAAAGAACAAAGAAAUAGCUCAGAAAUUAAUGGAUGAAGUAGAAGAGCAGAGAAAUUAUAUUAAACUCCAGAAAGAAAAAUUCGACCUUGAAAGACAAAAGAUCACUGAUGAAAAACAUCUUCUAGCUCAAAGUAAGACAGAACUACAAAAAGAAAGUGAACAAAUCAAAUGCGUGGAGGAGGAAAUAAAGAAUGAGAGAGAAACACUGAAGGAAACGGAAGCUCAACUACAAAAGGAAAAGGAAGAAAUAGAGAGUGUCACUGAAGAAACAAAGAGACAGAAAGAGGAUCUGGAAAAAAUUAACACAGACAUAAUUGAACAAAAACAAGAGCUGAAUAGCUGCAGAGACCUUCUACAACAAGAAAGAGAAGAAAUAAAUCUGAAAUGGACAGAGUUACAACAAAGAAUUGAUGAAUAUGAACAGUCAAGGAUGGAGUCUAUGAAGAAUGUUCUUGAGGAGACUAGAAAGAAAGAAGAAAAAAUGGAAGAAAUGGAAGAAAAACUUAAACAGGCUAGCAAGGAAUAUGAAGGUGUCCUAGAAGAAACAAACUGGAGAAGGAGUGAAUUAGAGAAAAUUAUGUUGGAUAUAUCACAACAAAAUCAAAAGAUUGAGACAGAGAAAGAUCUUCUGAAGAAAGAGAAAAAUAACAUUGAAAAGGAAAGAGAAGAUUUGCAAAAACAAGCUGAUGAUCUGAAGAUGCACAUGACAGAACAAAAAGAAAAAGAAGAGAUCAGUAAAAGAGCAAUGGAUGAUGAGAAGAACCUUCUUGAGCAGAAAGCCGGCGAAAUCCUGAGACAGAGAAAUGAAUUAGAAAAAGAAAAAGAGGACGUGAUGAAGAAGUGGAAUGAGCUGGAUGUUCUUCAGAAGAAAUUACAACCAACAGCAGCAAAUCAACAGCAGCAAAAACUGGAGGAAAGUUUAAGAGCUGUGAAUGAGGAGAGGAGACAUCUGGAGAACAUGAGGUAUGAAUUUGAAGAAUAUAGACAACAAAUGGAAGAAGAGAUAAGAGUAAAAGCAAAGAUGGAAAGAGAGGAUCUUGAUCAGAUGAUGGCCAAGAUAUUGAUGGAACGAAAAGAAACUGAAAAGAGCAAAGAUAUGAUAGACCUUCUAAAGAAGGAACUGGAGCAAACAAAAGCCAAACUGAAUGCUCAAGAGGAGCAAAUCAAACUGGAAUUGCAAAUUGUGCAAGAUGAGAGGAAAGAUCUGGAACAGUCCAAGGCUGAAAUCAAGAGACAGACUGAUGAAAUAAAGAUCAUGAAAGAGCAGACGAGGACGAGAGACGAGAAGGAACAUCCUUCUGCAGAAGAAACUGCCUUUGAAGAAAAACAGAUACAAAUAGAUGAAGUCAACAGACUCUUGUCUGAGAUUCAAAGGGAAAGGGAAGAACUUGAAAGAGACAAAAAAAUAUUUGAACAUCAAAGAGAGGCACUGGAUGAGAUGAAGAGUAAACAACCGACACAGAGGCUAGAAGUUGUUUUGGUUAGUUCUGCUACACAAACAUCUGAUCUGGACAAUAUACCUGUAGGUGACAUUUCAGCCCUUCGGGACCAAGUAGUUGAGGAACAAACAGACAUUCCUAAGGGAUAUACAACUUUGAUAACAAAAGGGAGGGAAGAUGAAUUAGAGAGAAUGAGAGACCAGGAGGACACAGACCUCAAAAUGAGAAGUGAAGAAACCAAAAUGGACUCAAGCCGAGAGGACACUGCACUGACAACAGAAUAUAAAUAUAUACCAGAUCCAGCCAUGCUCAGUAAAGAUGAAACCGAUGGCCUUGCUGGCAUGCUGAUGACUGAGAAGAAGGAACUAGAAAAGACAAGACUUGUUUUACAGAGAGAUCAGAAAGAGAUUGAGACAAUGAGACAACACAUUGACAGAGAGAAGAAUAAUCUGGAGAAAUAUAAAGCAGCUCUUGAGAAACAGUAUGAAGAGAUGGAGAUACAUAGACAGAAUAUGGAAAAUGAAAGAGCUGAGUUAGAAAUGACUCAAGAUAAAAUUAAGAUGGACAUGGAAAAAAUUCUAAUGGAGACCAAGAGAAAACAGGAGACAAUAGAAAACAUGGAAAUCCAACUUCAGGAAAAGAAGAGAGAAACAGAAACAAUCUCAGAUGAGAUGAAACAGAGACAAGAGGAGUUGGACUACAUUAAUACAGAGAUAAAAAGAAAGAGACAAGAGAUGGUUGACACUAAAGAAAUGGAGGAACAUGAGUUAACUGACUCACUUCCAGAAAGAAAGGAGUCUGUAAAAAGCGACGUGGAGGAAAUACAGAACCAAAAGGAGGCAUUAAGGAAGGAGAAGGAUGAAUCUGAAAAAAAUACUUGCUGGACUGCAACAAGAGCAAAUGAAAAUGGAAAUGCAUCAGGCAAUGUUGAAAUCAGAAAGAAAUGAACUGAGUAGAAUGAGAGUCGAUCUGGAGACACAAAAAGAGGAGCUUAGGCGUAUGCAACAACAUAGAGACUGAAAGAGACAAGCUGGAAUCAAGGUUAAGGAGAGCAGAGGACAUAGAGAGGCUUUUGGAGGACGUACUGAAAGAAAAGGAAAGGGUAGAAGAAAUG